CAGCUGUUCAUCCAUUGACCCCAUUCUCCUUCCUUUGCCUAUACAUCGCCUGUAAACGCACGAUACCACAUCCCCCCAUUGUAUUGUAAAUUUACUCUACGCCACAAAUGGCGGAUCAGGCGAGCUUUACGGAAAAAAGAAAUGCGAGAGUUUUCGCAAAAAGAAGGCAUCUACAACAUCAAUUAACUUCACCGCUGCCUUCGCCAUCUCCUACCGGCAACAUCUCCACCAAAGUCUUGCAUGCUUUCAAGUCGCAAUCCACUCCUCAAUCUGCAUCGUCUCUGAACUCCUCUACUCGCUCUAAUAGUUUGAACUCCUCCAUCUUAUCCACUCUGAAGGCCUUAGAUACUUCGCAUUAUCCUCUUGCCGAAACAAUGACACCUCCGGCCAUGAAGGCUUUAUCUUUCGAAAAUGAUAUUCUCUGGGCACCAUCUGAUAUGAUAGAACCUUUGCAAGAAGCGCCGAUGAUCAAUACCUUGCCUGUAUCAGACGAUGAAAUGAAAGAAGAGCAAAUAUCGUCCAGUUCGAGAAAACGGCGAGCUUCCUCUCUCUCAGUGCAUACAGAAUCGUUCUUUUCAGACGAAGAUAUGGAACCUGUAGAAAUCACUAAGCGUGUCCGUACUAGAGCUGAAGUUGUGAAUGACGCAGACGAAUCCAGCCGGACACCGCAUUCACUUUCAGAAUACGAUACAGAUGAUGAACCAUCCCAAGAACUUACAAUAGCUACCACGUCGCUGGAUCAAGAUAGCUGUGGCAGUCCAAAUUCCGCAUUUCCCUCUCCUUCGCCGUCCCCUAUAGUUUCUUCUACCGAGCCUCACCAAAAUUUUACCUCUUAUUUCGACGCUGCUCUGACUGGCCGUACUUUACAUAGCUCAAAUACCCCACGACCAAUCCGCAAUCUUCCAAGCAUUCUUUCCACAUUUGAUACCCUCCCACAAGCAACACAGUCCUAUCUUUUAUUCCAAUUACUUAGGCGUUCAUCGACUACGACACUACAAUUUGUGAAUGCUCUGGUCAUCCCUGCUUUGAAAAGGGAUUUCCUGGCCUCUUUACCAUUCGAACUAUCGCUUCAUAUUCUGAGAUAUCUAGAUGUGGUGACACUCUGUCGCGCUGCACAAGUAUCCAAAAAGUGGCGAAUGGUCGUAGAUGCCGAUGCAACGAUAUGGCGGCAAAAUAUCGAAAGAGAUGGAUUUAAAUUUACCUUAUCCGAAGUCAGACAAGUUGUUGCACGGCAAGCGGCAACAAGAGCGGCAAGAAAACAAAAGAUGAUUGUUUUGAGCGAUCAUAGAGAUAGCUCGGCCAUAGCUACCAUGGAUGUCGAUGACCCUGAAGAGUCUCGACUGUUGCGAAAAGUCAUUGCCGAAAGCGAUCACAUUUGCGUCAAUAACACCGAUGACGCCGCCUUAGCUUCUCAAGGCACUCCUACUUCCAGCAGUUCUAUGUCAGGUACAUCUGCUCCGUUAGAGCCAUCUACUCCUCAUCCUUACAAGGAAAUCUAUCGAAAACAUUUCAUUAUACGACAAAAUUGGAAACGUGAUAGAGCUACACAUAUAUCAUUUCAAGGCCAUGCAAACAACGUCGUCACUUGCCUUCAGUAUGAUGACGAUAAAAUUAUAUCGGGAUCGGAUGACCGCUGUAUUAAUGUCUACGAUACCAAUACUGGAAAACUGCGAAAAACUAUGAGUGACCAUGAAGGCGGUGUCUGGGCUCUUCAAUACGUUGGCAAUACCUUAGUGAGCGGGUCAACCGAUCGCACAGUCCGAGUUUGGGAUAUUGAACGAGGCACUUCCACUCAUGUAUUUCCCGGACAUACUAGUACCGUUCGCUGCCUUCAAAUUGUCAUGCCCGAGAUGAUCGAUGGUCGUCUGCAACCAUCUCGGCCACUCAUUGUGACUGGUUCAAGAGACUCUACUUUACGAGUUUGGCGUUUACCCGACCCAGUCAAUGAUGAACCUUACCUCACUCACAGUCCUAACAAUCCAUGGUUUAUGCAUACCUUAGCUGGCCAUACUCAAUCCGUACGAGCUAUAGCCGCUCGAGGCAAUCUCCUAGUCAGUGGGAGCUACGAUUAUACUAUGCGUCUUUGGAACAUUGAGACUGGCCGACUAAUUCACUUGAUGGAAGGCCAUACACAGCGGGUGUAUUCAGUUGUUCUGGAUAUAGACAACCGUCGCUGUAUGAGUGGUAGUAUGGAUUCCACUGUGCGGAUCUGGAGUCUAGACGAUGGCAGUUGCCUCAACGUACUUGAAGGCCACUCCAUUCUCGUCGGUCUUUUGCAUCUCACUCCAAACCACUUGGUGUCAGCGGCAGCUGAUUCAACUCUUCGCAUUUGGUCCACUGAAACUGGUAUUUGCGAACACGUACUAUCUGGCCAUCAAGCUGCCAUCACUUGCUUUCAGCACGAUGAAAACAAAGUGGUUUCAGGAUCUGAGGGCGGACUUAAGCUCUGGGAUAUUAAUACCGGACAACUGGUUCGUGACUUGAUCACCAAUGUAACCGGAGUAUGGAGAGUUGCAUUUGAUGAAAGACGGUGCGUUGCUGCCGUUAAUAGGAACAACGUAACGUGGUUUGAAGUGCUUGACUAUGGCGUUCAAGGCUUUGAAGAUGAUACCGAGAUAAUAUGAAAUCCAAUCAAAAAAUUUGAUACCAAACUGCAUAGCGAUCCUCUGCCGCUUCAUUUCUGUUGUUUAAGCUUUUUUUCUUCCUUUUUGCUGUUUUCCUGCUUCCGUCCCUUCCUUGCUCCUGAUAUUUGAUACCCUUUUUUGUUCUCAUCUUUAUUUUAUACAAGACAAUUGCAAAGAAUAAAAUGAAAACGAAAAGAUGAAUCCAACCAU
Messenger RNA from Umbelopsis ramanniana AG, 2834 nucleotides. RefSeq lists its product as uncharacterized. The transcript has 4 exons. The record is from RefSeq and is a predicted model, not a curated record. NCBI's taxonomy places the organism in Eukaryota, Fungi, Mucoromycota, Umbelopsidomycetes, Umbelopsidales, Umbelopsidaceae. Gene Ontology annotation, molecular function: protein binding. Bases 108 to 2624 code for a protein of 838 amino acids.